GAUCAUAUCUUCCUUCCAUUCUCAUCUAAUCCAUUCUUCAACUCUCUUUUGAAUUUUGAAUUUUUUCCUUUUUUUUCUUCAACUUACAAACCCUAAACUCAUUUUCACCUCGAUCUCACUUCUUCUGCUGUUUUCUAGACUGUUUUAUUGGUUGAGCUAUUGUAGUUUGAAGAAAUCCAGCUGUAUUUUGCAUUCUGGUGGUGAUUAUUCUACUACAUUAAGUGAAUUAUUGAUGUAUUUGUAGAAGAGAGUUAAUUUGAGAUCAAUUGAACUGUUGAAUUGGGAAUUUUGUAGAGAGAUCUGUUUUACGGGUGAAUUUGGGGUACUUUGAAGUGAAGGGUGGAAUUGGAGGGGUUUUGGAUCCGAUCAGGGGAGAAACAGCGCCAUUAGAUGGCGCUGUUCAGACGGUUCUUCUAUAGGAAGCCGCCGGAUCGGCUUUUAGAGAUCUCUGAGCGGGUUUAUGUGUUUGAUUGCUGCUUCUCCACUGACGUGUUGGAUGAAGAUGAGUACAAGACAUAUAUGGGAGGGAUUGUAGCUCAGCUGCAGGACCACUAUGCAGAUGCUUCUUUCAUGGUUUUUAACUUUAGGGAAGGUGAUAGGAGGAGCCAAAUAUCUGACAUAUUGUCUCAGUAUGAUAUGACUGUGAUGGAUUAUCCUCGGCAAUAUGAAGGGUGUCCACUUCUGCCUCUGGAGAUGAUCCACCACUUCUUACGCUCGAGUGAGAGUUGGCUUUCACUUGAGGGUCAGCAAAACGUCCUGUUAAUGCACUGUGAGAGGGGAGGCUGGCCUGUACUUGCUUUUAUGCUUGCUGGCCUUCUUUUGUACCGAAAACAGUACACUGGUGAGCUUAAAACUCUUGAAAUGGUAUACAAGCAGGCCCCUAGGGAGCUGCUCCAUCUUUUGUCACCUCUGAAUCCACAGCCAUCUCAGCUUAGAUAUCUCCAGUACAUCUCCAGAAAAAAUUUUGGUUCAGAAUGGCUGCCAUCAGAUACACCUUUUGCCUUAGAUUGCAUCAUACUUAGUUUUCCUCCUCUAUUUGAUAGAGGGAGAGGCUGUCGACCUGUACUUCGCGUCUAUGGACAGGACCCUGCUUCAACAACUUCGAAUAGGAGCUCUAAGCUCCUCUUUUCAACUCUAAAGACAAAAAAACAUGCUCGCUUCUACCAACAGGAAGAGUGUUCAAUGGUGAAAAUUGACAUCCAUUGUCGUGUCCAAGGAGAUGUUGUUCUCGAGUGUGUCCAUUUGGAAGAUGACCUAGUAAGGGAAGAAAUGAUGUUCAGGGUCAUGUUCCACACCACAUUUAUUCGCUCAAAUGUUUUGAUGUUAAUGCGUGAUGAUGUUGAUGUCCUAUGGGAUGCAAAAGACCAAUUUCCUAGAGGGUUCAAGGCAGAGGUACACUUUUCGGAUCCUGAUGCUGUUCCAUCUGUUGUCACUGAAGAAGUGCCAAGUGAGGAUGAGACUGGGACUGAAGGGGCUUCACCUGAGGAGUUUUUUGAAGUUGAAGAGAUAUUCAGCAAUGCCGCUGAUGGGCAGGAUGGAAGGGGGGAAUCUGGAGCCCACAUUGUCAAGGAAAAUUUGCUGGAUGAUGAUAGUAUUGAAAUGAUCUGGAAAGAGGAGGUGGAACAUCAUGCAUUUCAAGAUUGUGCAUCAGACGAAGUAAAUCACAAGCAAGAAGGAAAGAUUGAUUCUAAUCGCUCUGCAUCAGAAAAAAAUAUUUUAGGAGAUAGAGACAACUCUAUACCCUCCAAGGUUGUAGUUUCCAAUGGUACUAGCAACAUGGAAUCAGAACAGGUAAUAUCUGGGGAUUGUGUUGCAUCAGAAAAUGGGGAGCUAAAGCAAGAUAAAGAAGACACUCUGAGACAGAAGAAGUUAGAGAGGGAAGGUUCGCAACAGAAGGUGAGUGCUGAUACUAAUAAACAAAAAAGUGACAAGACAGCCUCAUCUCUAAAGAAACAAUUGUUCUCCAAUGCUAAACCUGCCACUGAUGGCGUAGGUCUGAAAAAUAAAUCUAAACAGCAGGAAAUCCAAGGCACUGUUUUACGACCGGCAAAGCCUAAUGCAGUGUCCCGGUGGAUCCCUCCCAACAAAGGUUCUUACACUAGUUCAAUGCAUGUAUCGUAUCCACCAUCAAGGUAUAACAGUGCUCCUCCUGUGCUUGCUCUCACCAAGGAUUUUCAAUCUGGGGUUAAAUCAAAGUCACCAUCUCCUCAAGCUUCUUCAGAAGCUAUAGCUUCUGCUGAAGCAGGUCGUGUUUCAGGGAAAGACUCUUCAUGUUCUGCAUCGGGUAUAUCAAUGGUUGAGGGAUCUGUUGCUACAAUGUCUGCCCCAGAAUCAGUUGAAAGCCACGCCCUUCAGCUUCAUCCAUCUCCUCCGAGUCCGCUUCUUUCGCCAUCUCCAAUCACUUCAUCUCAUGAAACUUCUGAUACUGAGGUAGCAGGAACUAAUUCACCAUCAGCGACUUCAGCUUUGUCUUCACAGGGGAGCAAUAUUAGGACAUCUUCUUUGACUCAGACGGACCCUUAUUCUUCACCUGCUCUGGCCGCACCUCCCCAGCCACCUUUGUGCAGGCCAUCCCUGUCACUUUCAAGUAACAUCCAGUCAUUUUCACCUCCUCCACCUCCCCCACCCCCUCCGCCUCCACCAUUAACUAGCUCGAGGAUGACUUCACUGGGUGCCUUUUCUCCUCCCCCACCACCACCACCUCCUCCACCUCUGCCCUCAUCAUCCAGUGUAAUAAAUGUUGGUAGGGUCCCUCCACCACCCCUUUGGAUGGGGUAUGGGACUACCUCAGAAGUAGUAUCUAGUUCAUCACCACCUCCACCUCCACCUCCACCUCCACCUCCUCCACCUCCUCCUAUAUAUACAUCCAAUUUACCAAGAUUGGCUAGCUUUGGGGGUUCCACAUCUCCGCCACCUCCUCCCCCUCCUCCUCCUAUGCGUAUUGGCUAUGCUCUUCCUCCCCCGCCUCCUCCACCACCUCCUCCUCCUACACCUCCUACUCUUGCCCCACGAAUCCUACAUACCUCGCAAGUUGCUCCACCUCCACCGCCCCCACCACCACCACCACCUCCUUCAACAUUCGCUCCCCCUCCUUUAUACAACCCUCGAUCUGCACCAUCUCCACCACCUCCACCACCUCCCCCUCCUUUUUCUAGAGCGCCAACUCCACCACCUCCCCCUCCCCCUCCUUUUUCUAGAGCGCCAACUCCGCCACCUCCCCCUCCCCCUCCUUUUUCUAGAGCGCCAACUCCACCACCACCACCACUGCCUCCUUUACGUGGUUCUAUACCACCACCACCACCUCCAUUGCCUGGAGCUCCACCUCCUCCUAUGCGGGGGCCUCCACCUCCACCUCCACCACCUGGAGCACCUCCUCCAAUGCGGGGCCCUCCACCUCCUCCACUUCCUCCUGGAGGUGGCCCUCCUCCACCACCUCCACCAAUACGUGGAGCUCCACCGCCUCCUCCUCCUCCUGGAGGUCGUGCACCUGGUCCACCUCCCCCACCUCCUCCGGGAGGACGCGCACCUGGUCCACCUCCCCCACCCCCUCCUGGAGGGCGUGCACCUGGUCCACCUCCCCCACCCCCUCCGGGAGGACGCGCACCUGGUCCACCUCCUCCACCGGGAGCUCCAAGACCUCCAGGUGGUGGACCUCCCCCUCCACCACCGUUUGGUUCUAAAGGACCUGCAGUUGGCAGAGGCCUUCCUGCUGGGAGAGGGCAGGGAUUUUCCCGCGCAGCUGGUGGUGUAGCCCCACGAAGAUCUAACUUAAAGCCGUUGCAUUGGAGCAAGGUAACUAGGGCACUUCAAGGAAGCUUAUGGGAUGAACUACAAAGAAAUGGAGAGAAUCAAUUGUCACCAGAAUUUGAUUUUUCAGAACUUGAGACUCUUUUCUCUGCUACAGUCCCCAAGUCAGAUAAUGCGGGUAAAUCUGGAGGGAGAAGGAAGUCUGUUGGGUCUAAACCUGACAGGGUUCACCUGGUUGACUUGAGGAGGGCAAAUAAUACUGAAAUUAUGCUCACAAAGGUGAAAAUGCCACUGCCUGACAUGAUGGCCGCUGCCCUUGCAAUGGAUGAGUCAAUUUUAGAUGCUGAUCAGGUGGAGAAUCUUAUCAAGUUUUGUCCUACCAAAGAUGAGAUGGAACUUCUCAAGAAUUACACUGGCGACAAGGAUCUUCUGGGGAAGUGUGAACAGUUUUUUCUGGAGCUCAUGAAGGUGCCCCGAGUAGAGUCAAAACUAAGAGUUUUUCUCUUCAAGAUCCAGUUCAACUCUCAGGUCACGGACUUCAAAAAAAGCUUGAACACAGUGAACUCUGCUUGUGAAGAGCAGGUCCGACAUUCUCUUAAAUUGAAGGAAAUAUUGAAGAAAAUAUUGUAUCUAGGGAAUGCAUUGAACCAGGGAACUGCCAGAGGUUCUGCCAUUGGAUUUAAGUUGGACAGUCUUUUGAAGCUCACUGAUACUCGUGCUACUAACAACAAGAUGACACUCAUGCAUUAUCUUUGUAAGGUUCUUGCUUCCAAGUCACCAUCACUUUUAGACUUUCACGUAGAUCUUGUAAGCCUGGAAGCUGCGUCAAAGAUACAAUUGAAGUCUUUGGCUGAAGAAAUGCAAGCAAUCAUCAAGGGUUUGGAAAAAGUUAAAAAAGAACUGGAGGCUUCGGAGACUGAUGGCCCUGUGUCUGAAAUUUUUCGCAAGACCUUAAAGGAAUUCGUUGGCGUGGCUGAAGCACAGGUUGACUCUGUCAAGGAUUUAUAUUCUGUUGCGGGCAGAAAUGCAGAUGCACUUGCACUAUAUUUCGGUGAGGAUCCUGCCCGUUGUCCAUUUGAGCAAGUCACAGCAACCCUCUUAAAUUUUGUGAGGCUGUUCCGCAAAGCCCACGAAGAGAACUUGAAGCAGGCUGAAUUAGAAAGGAAGAAAGUUCAGAAGGAGGAAAUGGAGAACGCCAAAGGAGUUAAUCUCAAUAAGAAGGGUUUCAAGUGAAUUGGGAAUGAUUUCAUUGUUUCAGGGAAUAGGUGUCAAACGAUCCGUCUGUUGGUUAUGUUAACUGAAGAUAUCUACCGAAGACAGACCAGAAGGCUCUUAAUGUAAGUGCUUUGGCAUUCUUUGGAUUCAAGAAAGAAUGUUGAGGCUUGUAAACCAGAAUGCAGUGAAUGCUUUGCAGAUAGGAAGCUGAACCGGACACAUCAUUGUUGGGGCUCUUGGAUGAUGCAAGCAACCUGUCGCUCCAUAAAUUGAUCGCCUUGAAUUUUUGUUAUUGGUAGGUGAUCAUGAAUGCUAUCCAACCUGGAGAAAUUUGCUACAUGAUUACACAGAUGCUGCAAUCAAGAGCGCGAAUUUGGAUAGAGCCAACAUGCUGGACUCGGUGUUGCCACAAUGUCCAGUGUUUACCAAUGAUCGCCCUUACGCCAUGCCAACUGUAAAUUAGAAGUGUAACAUCAGUUUGUAUAAAGCCUAACCAGUAUAUCUUAGAUUCAAAGUUAUUCUUUUCAUUGUAACAUAGAAAAAAAGGGUUUCCUAUUGUGUCAGUUUUGAUGGGAACCUGCCACGAUAUUGAUUGUACAGAAAGCAGCAUAGGAGAGGAUAGAGAUAGAUUCUAUUAACAAAUAGUAUUGUAUCAAUAUGUAGGCUUUAGGAUUAGUUCCCCUUUCCUAAAUACAAAUUUUGGAAAAUAUUCUGAUAUCUUCAUUUUUUUU
Molecule: messenger RNA, 5693 nt
Organism: Solanum stenotomum
Lineage: Eukaryota; Viridiplantae; Streptophyta; Magnoliopsida; Solanales; Solanaceae
Product: formin-like protein 20
Exons: 17
Coding region: 391-4980 (1529 amino acids)
Source: RefSeq, a predicted model, not a curated record